Messenger RNA from Asterias rubens (European starfish), 3572 nucleotides. Its product is annotated as adhesion G-protein coupled receptor G2-like. The coding region runs from base 184 to 3528 and encodes 1114 amino acids. Gene Ontology annotation, cellular component: membrane. Gene Ontology annotation, molecular function: G protein-coupled receptor activity. Lineage: Eukaryota; Metazoa; Echinodermata; Asteroidea; Forcipulatida; Asteriidae. The transcript has 19 exons. The record is from RefSeq and is a predicted model, not a curated record. Gene Ontology annotation, biological process: cell surface receptor signaling pathway; G protein-coupled receptor signaling pathway; cell-matrix adhesion.
UGUAGUUUAGUUCCUUGUUUAGGAGUGUGUGUCGUAGGUACGUAGUCUCGGCUUUCGGUCUCUAAAACAGCUAUUUUACCACAAAUAAAUCCUCUGUAGCCUCUGUAGACGCAAACUAGCCUAUGGGUUGUUUGAAUUUUUUUCAAGCAUAUUGUUUACAUAUAAACCAACUUAAAAGGAGAAAUGACACGACUCUCACUGAUCCAAGUUGUUGCGGCAAUAGGCCUAUGUGUUGUCGCUGCAGUGAACGCCCAACAAGAAGACGAUAUCUUAUUUCCAUUUGGGAUUGGAGACGCAUCAGUGACAAGUAUACUUGACGUUUUUUCAGACGUAAUAACACCUCCGAUGCCCGUUCCAUUCUUUGGUCAAAGCUUCUCUUCUUUGUUUGUGUCCGUCAAAGGCUUAAUAUCAUUUGGAGAAGGCACGACUGUGUUCAGCCCUGAGCCCUUUCCAUGGGAUAUACCAAUUCUUGCAGCCUUUUGGAGCGAUAUCGACAUUAGAACAACUGGGAAUGCGACGUACCGUCCAUAUAAUCGGACCUCUGAUAGUGAGGUUAUAUUUGAGCGUGGAGAGGCGGUUGUCAGACAAGGAAGUGACCAGUUUGGUUUCAGAGCAUCUUGGAUUUUAAUAGCAACUUGGUACGAAGUUCCAGCCUACGCAAAAGACACAAACAUAACUAAUACAUUCCAAGCUGUUUUACUGACGGAUGGUGCACAGUCUUUUGUGAUUUAUAAUUACAAAGAGAUAAGAUGGGGAAUAGCACCGGACCAACGUGAAUGGGCACAGGUUGGUUACAAUGCUGGUUAUGUCACAUACCACAGUGUAGCUGGAUCACUGACAGAUGACAUUGUAAACAUCAACGAGCGUACCAAUAUCGGCACAAGAGGGCGCUGGCUCUUCCACUUAUCCAACAGCACGAUCUUUGAUGACGAGCCUCCUGGUAUCAAUGGCUGCCCUGAUGAUGCGAUAAUUCCUGCCGCGUCAACCAUUCCGGUACCUCACUCAUGGGUCCCUCCAGUCUUCACUGAUAACUCUGGUCAGUCUGUUGAUGUGGUGUUUGGUUGCUCAGCAACUGUCUCCAAUGAAUGUCAUCAAGAUGGAUAUGGAACUUUCUCAGUUGGAGAUACCAAGGUGAUGUACAAUGGAACAGACGCGUCUGUGAAUCACAACUUCUGUAACUUCACCGUCACAAUCACAGUGGUAGAUCUGGUUUGCCCAACAACCUUUUCAGUCGUGGCGGAUCCUGGGCUCACUUUGACUAGAGUCAACUGGUUGGAACCGGAUCUUACUGGCUGGGACGAGACAAACCUUACAUCAACUGCCGUUUCUGGGGGUGAAUUUUCUAUUGGUAAACAGAGAGUGACGUACCAUCAAUGGUUUGGAAUGUACAAUCUGGUCUUGCAGUGUUCUUUAGAAUUUCUUGUGAUUGGUCAGUGUGCACCAGAAGUCACCGAAGAUGCGGUGCUUGGUACCUUGUUCUGGCCGGUGACGAUGGCUGGUUUAACUGCAGAGUCCAUCGAGAGAUGCCCGCUCACUACGACGAAUGCUGGAUUUCCAAGAGCCACAAAAAACUGUUCAACAGCACCUCCCCCUCAGUAUUUCUAUUGGAAGGAACACGUGAUUCAAAGCUGCGGUGAAGCAAUGAAGACUGUUACCGUUGAAGAUAUCGUUGAUGUUGAUGUGACGGAAGGAAAUGCAGAAGAAGUAGCCGAGUUUCUUGUCAAUCAGACUUCUUCAAAUUCUUCAUCCAGCGAAAGUGACGUGGAAGCGAUUUCACAGAUUUUGGAAAACAUUGUCAGUGCAGGAUCUGGGGAUCCAGAGGUGACUGAUGCCGUGAUCGAGACAGUCUCUAAUGUCAUCAUGAACGCCAAAGAGACGCAAGAUUCCCCGGACAGUAAGAGCUCCUCGGCCAUCAUCCAGUCAGUAGAGGCUCAAGUUUCCCUGACCCUUCAGCAAGAAGGAAAGGUCAGCAUACAACAGGAUACCAUCCAUGUCGAGGCAGUGAGUAUUGACCCCAUAGACGCAAGUAAUGGGUUCAGCUUUGCAUCAGUACAACAGGAGACAGCUGGCUCGAGGUCACCACAAGAGGGCUCUCUAGAUGGGACUGAGAUCAAAACAUUCACGAAUGCCAGUGAAAUACCAAGUGAUGUUGUUGCAUCGAUUAAGUUACCAGCGAACAUCAUGUACUUGCUACGACAAGCAGGUAACAGCACAACAUCACUACAAGCAAGUUUUAUAGUCUACGCUGACGACACGUUGUUCCAGACUGGAGUUAUGGAAGGUUCAAACGGCACAAACAACGUGACAACAAAAGUCGCUGGGUCCAUCGUUUCACUGGCAGUAGAAGGUGUCAAGUUAAAAAACCUCACUGAUCCAGUGGUCAUUGACUUCAAGAUUCUACCCAGUGUAUCCCGAGAAGACGACACAAUCAAAUGUGUGUUCUGGGAAUUUGGUGAGGAGUCCAGUUUCUGGUCCACAGAGGGCUGCCAGCUUGCUGAGAUUACCGAUGACAAAGUGUCAUGUGAUUGUGACCAUGCUACUAAUUUCGCCAUACUUGUGGAUGUGAAGGGUCAGAAACUUAGAGAUGAUGGUCUCUCCUUCACCCCAGCACUUGAUCUCAUCAGCCAAAUAGGAGGUGCUCUAUCAGUCGCAGCUCUUGCUAUUACAGUAGUAAUUUAUUUGUCUAUAAGCAAACUACGCACCGGCAAAUCUCGUCAGAUUUUCAUCCAUUUUUGUUUCUCCUUGUUGAUGCUGUACAUCGUGUUCCUGGCUGGCAUUGACAAUGGAAGGGGUUCUGGAGGAUGGUGUGUACUUGUUGGAGCUCUGAUUCACUACUUGAGUCUGACCACCUUGAUGUGGAUGGCUGUUGAAGCCAGGAAUAUGUACGUCAGCACCGUCAAGGUGUUCCCUGAAGACACGCCACGAUACAUGAUCAAAGCUGGACUCCUUGCUUGGGGAUCUCCACUGAUUGUCCUGACCGCAACUUUGGCAGCAGCGACAGAAUCCUACAAGCAUGAUGAUUAUUGUUUCAUCUCUCCUGGUCUGGCCAUGUACCUCGGUCUCCUCACUCCAAUCGCUCUCAUCCUCCUCCACAACGUCAUCACUUUCAUCCUGGUCAUGCGCAGUCUCCUCAAGGUCAAAGAGGCAUCUCGGUCAGAGCAAAUGACCAAACGCCUCCAGAAUGCUGUGGGAAUCUCAGCCCUCAUGGGCUUAACUUGGUGCUUUGGGUUUCUGGCCAUUGAAGGGGCAACUUUUGCCUUCCAGCUCCUCUUCUGUCUGUUUAACUCCUUGCAGGGUGUGGUCGUCUUUGUCAUGUUCUGUGCUCGACGUGAAGAGGUCCGAGCAGCGGUCGCCCCUUACCUUAAACGGAUCUGCUGUUGCCGUGUCUGUCAAGCACCUGAGCUUCAUCCCGAUAGGUCCUACGAUCUCCCAACCUCUCAGACUGCACUCGGCACUUCAAGUAUUAAUAAUGAUAGGAAUAUGAAACAUUCAUAUACCGCUCUACGGAGAACAGAGCGCUUUACCUGAGACUAUGACAACAAAAGAAAAGAAAAACAAACAAACUAGGAUGG